Symbiodinium natans is the source of this 7374-nucleotide messenger RNA. The record is from the annotation of a GenBank genome assembly. NCBI's taxonomy places the organism in Eukaryota, Dinophyceae, Suessiales, Symbiodiniaceae.
AUGUCGGGGGACCGAAGAAAGAACACGGCCAGUGGCAAAGACAUAGCCCCGUUGCUACAGGCAGCUUUUGGUACUGAGGGACCCAAAGCAGGGGAGUUCCCCAGCACAGGGCUUCAGUUUUUGGAAGUCCAUGAGUUUCUCAUCAAGGAACUUUUGCUGGCCACACCGAGAGUCACUGCUGGAUUGGUUCAGGAAGGUUGCAAUGCAUGCUUUCAAGGCCUGGAUCAAGCAGUGGCCAUCUCGUUCAGUCAAGUGGUGGCAAGUGCUUGCAAGUUGGUGUGGGACAAAAAGGGCCAGGUACUGAAUGGUAAGAAGCUCAAGCCGGAUGCUUUGAGAAGGUUGGUCAUGGUGCUGGCCGGGCCCAGGAGGUCUCUUGAGCAAGGGACGUUUUUGAAGAAGCAAAAGGAGAGUGCCUCAGGCUCUGGCUCCCGCCUGUCCACUGGAUCAACAGCCAGCUCCUCUGGAGGUGCUUGUCUUGAGAGCGAGCUCGGUGCCUUGGCAGCCUCCUAUGGCUUGCCAGCAGUGCCGGCCAAGGCAAAUGCUCUUGUCCCGCCAGUUGGUGUUUCAGAUGACGAAUCGCCAAAUGCACCAGCUGCAAUGGAGAUUUCCUCCUCGGAGGAGGUGCCCAGCAGCAGUGCCAAGAGCAAGGCGAAAGCUUCUGCCCCUCAGCAGCAGCAAGCGGCCAGCAGCAAGCGGCCAGCAGCAAGCCACCAGCCAGCAAGCGGCCAGCAGCAAGCGGCCAGCAGCAAGCGGCCAGCAGCAAGCGGCCAGCAGCAAGCGGCCAGCAGCAAGCGGCCAGCAGCAAGCGGCCAGCAGCAAGCGGCCAGCAGCAAGCGGCCAGCAGCAAGCGGCCAGCAGCAAGCGGCCAGCAGCAAGCGGCCAGCAGCAAGCGGCCAGCAGCAGCAAGCGGCCCGCAGCAAGCGGCCCGCAGCAAGCGGCCCGCAGCAAGCGGCCCGCAGCAAGCGGCCCGCAGCAAGCGGCCCGCAGCAAGCGGCCCGCAGCAAGCGGCCCGCAGCAAGCGGCCCGCAGCAAACGGCGGCAGCAAACGGCCGGCAGCAAGCGGCCCGCAGCAAGCGGCCCGCAGCAAGCGGCCCGCAGCAAGCGGCAGGCAGCAAGCGGCCCGCAGCAAACGGCCCGCAGCAAACGGCCGGCAGCAAACGGCAGGCAGCAAAGGGCAGGCAGCAAAGGGCAGGCAGCAAAGGGCAGGCAGCAAAGGGCAGGCAGCAAAGGGCAGGCAGCAAAGGGCAGGCAGCAAAGGGCAGGCAGCAAAGGGCAGGCAGCAAAGGGCAGGCAGCAAAGGGCCGGCAGCAAAGGGCAGGCAGCAAAGGGCCGGCAGCAAAGGGCCAGCAAGCAGCCGGCAGCAAGCAGCCCGGCAGCAAGCAGCCCGGCAGCAAGCAGCCCGGCAGCAAGCAGCCCGGCCGGCAGCAAGCAGCCCGGCCGGCAGCAAGCAGCCCGCCCGGCAGCAAGCAGCCCGCCCGGCAGCAAGCAGCCCGGCCGGCAGCAAGCAGCCCGGCAGGCAGCAAGCAGCCCGGCAGCAAGCAGCCCGGCAGCAAGCAGCCCGGCAGCAAGCAGCCCGGCAGCAAGCAGCCCGGCAGCAAGCAGCCCGGCAGCAAGCAGCCCGGCAGCAAGCAGCCCGGCAGCAAGCAGCCCGGCAGCAAGCAGCCCGGCAGCAAGCAGCCCAGCAAGCAGCAGCAGCCCGGCAGCAAGCAGCCCGGCAGCAAGCAGCCCGGCAGCAAGCGGCCCCGCAGCAAGCGGCCCCGCAGCAAGCGGCCCGCAGCAAGCGGCCCGCAGCAAGCGGCCGGCAGCAAGCGGCCGGCAGCAAGCGGCCGGCAGCAAGCGGCCGGCAGCAGCAAGCGGCCGGCAGCAAGCGGCCGGCAGCAAGCGGCCGGCAGCAAGCGGCCAGGCAGCAAGCGGCCGGCAGCAAGCGGCGGGCAGCAAGCGGCGGCAGCAAGCGGCGGCAGCAAGCGGCGGCAGCAAGCGGCGGCAGCAAGCGGCGGCAGCAAGCGGCGGCAGCAAGCGGCGGCAGCAAGCGGCGGCAGCAAGCGGCGGCAGCAAGCGGCGGCAGCAAGCGGCGGCAGCAAGCGGCGACAGCAAGCGGCGACAGCAAGCGGCGACAGCAAGCGGCGACAGCAAGCGGCGACAGCAAGCGGCGACAGCAAGCGGCGACAGCAAGCGGCGACAGCAAGCGGCGACAGCAAGCGGCGACAGCAAGCGGCGACAGCAAGCGGCGACAGCAAGCGGCGACAGCAAGCGGCGACAGCAAGCGGCGACAGCAAGCGACGACAGCAAGCGACGACAGCAAGCGACGACAGCAAGCGACGACAGCAAGCGACGACAGCAAGCGACGACAGCAAGCGACGACAGCAAGCGACGACAGCAACCGACGACAGCAACCGACGACAGCAAACGACGACAGCAAACGACGACAGCAAACGACGACAGCAAACGACGACAGCAAACGACGACAGCAAACGACGACAGCAAACGACGACAGCAAACGACGACAGCAAAAGACGACAGCAAAAGACGACAGCAAAAGACGACAGCAAACGACGACAGCAAAAGACGACAGCAAAAGACGACAGCAAAAGACGACAGCAAACGACGACAGCAAACGACGACAGCAAACGACGACAGCAAACGACGACAGCAAACGACGACAGCAAACGACGACAGCAAACGACGACAGCAAAAGACGACAGCAAAAGACGACAGCAAAAGACGACAGCAAAAGACGACAGCAAAAGACGACAGCAAAAGACGACAGCAAACGACGACAGCAAACGACGACAGCAAACGACGACAGCAAACGACGACAGCAAACGACGACAGCAAACGACGACAGCAAACGACGACAGCAAACGACGACAGCAAACGACGACAGCAAACGACGACAGCAAACGACGACAGCAAACGACGACAGCAAACGACGACAGCAAACGACGACUUUACCUGCGUAGCCUCCACAGUUUCAUCACAGAACCUGUGAGACAAGCAGAUCCUUGCACCAUGGAGACCGGCGAGGCAGAGCGCAGGCCUGUUAGGGCCUGCGUGGUUGGCUUUCCAGCGCGGCUGGGCACUCGGAAGUGGAGCCUUGGGGCCUUCUUCAUGUUGGUGGUCUUUGUUAUCGUGAUGCAGAACCGUCGCGCCGCCCAAGCGGUUCCAAGUGGCACCCUGGAGUUCAUCGGUGCGAGCACAAAGUGGCUCGACAAGUUUGGUGAGGUGCCCUCCGCCUUCCAACUCUCAGGGAUCGCUUGCCCCUUGAACCACAACGUGAACGGCAAGUACACCUAUCAAGGGAACACGGCAGAUGGACGCCCCUACUACAUGCACAGUGACAUUGAUUCGUAUCUGUACUAUGACAAGGAGUGUGAUGGCGACGCAGAUGGAACAAACAGUCAGUUGAGCGGUUUUUUCUUGAACAUGCAUAAGCCCUCGAUUGUUGCCAAAGAAGAUUUAGAUGGAGAUCGAGACUGCAGGAACGUCGCCUACACGUUGUACCCAACUGCAGAAGAAAUCGAUCGACUCCUCCCGCCAGAAUCGCCUCACAUGCACCACAGCGUUGCAGGCGCCCUCCCGCAAGCCAACACUACUUGGAAAGUUUGGUGUGGUGAAAAGACCGGGUGGGUCUAUGCAGCCCUGAAGCGCACCGCCGCUGUCUACAACAAUCGCGUGGUUUACCCGACUUCCUACAGCACGUCGGACUGCGGGAUUUGCAAAGCCGCCAGACAAGGCAACAUGGCUGAGGUGCAGAAGUGGCUUCACGCUGAUGGAUCGAUGAUUAAUGAGACGGACGGAGGCAUCACUCCGCUGAUGUUUGCGACUUGGGAAGGACAUCUCGACGUGGUAAAGCUUCUCAUCAACGAAAGUGCCCCACUAGAGGCUGUUGACCUGAACGGCAUGACAGCAUUGAUCCAUGCUUGUUCUGCUGGAAGCGCAAAAGUCGCAAAGUUCCUAUGCGAACAUGGCGCGAACUUGGAAGCGAUGGACAACAACGGCCUAACACCUGUGAAGGUUUCGGCUCUGAACGGGCACCUGGACGUGUUAAAAGUUUUGGUGGGUCAAGGUGCACGGCUUGAGUCUGUCGAUCGCGAGGGCCUCACUCCCUUGCUCUGGGCCGUUCGGUCAGGGAAGGAUAUCAUGGCCAGGGACCUGAUCGAGCAAGGGGCUUCCGUGGAACCAAGUAGCCAUGAUGGCAUGACGCCGCUACGAUGGGCCGUGCAGCGUGAGGAUGUGCCGAUGCUGAGGACCCUCAUUCGGAACAAGGCAUCCUUGGAGACUGUCAGCACCGAUGGCCUGACGCCACUGAUGUGGGCAGUCCAGCAUUUUUGGAAACGAAAGGUGAAGCUGUUGCUCGACCAGGGUGCGUCAGUGAACAGGAGUGCCAAAGAGUUCACACCAGUAGUUUGGGCGGCAAAGCACUCGGACACGCCUAUGGUAAAGUUGCUCAUUGAGCACGACAAAGCCUCCGUGAAUUCAACGUCCAAUGGCUUGACGGCCAUGAUGUACGCGGCAAAGAGCGGAGCCAAAGGCGUGAUGCAGGUGCUACGGGAAGGAGGGGCCUCAGUAAACGCCAAAGGCCAGCUUGGCCAGACACCCUUGAUGCUUGCAGCAAAAGCCGGCGACUUGAACGCUUUGCAGUACCUGGUGCAGCACAGAGCGGAUCUGGAGGCAGCAGAUGACGAUGGGCGUACAGCCACUUCCUAUGCCAGCAACAGAGCAAUCCUACAGUUCUUGAGCUGGAAAGGUGCCGCCCUUCCCUACAACUCUUCGGCAUCCCUUUUGCAGGCUGCUGACGAAGGGAACGUGGAGAAAGUUAAGGCAAUAUUCCAUCAGCAGUCCUUUCUUCCGCAGAAGAACAUGGGCAUGUAUGCAACAGAUGACAGUGGUAUGACCUUGCUGCUUCAUGCGGCAUUCUAUGGCCAGCUACCUGUUGUGAACCUGCUGCUUGAGGAGGGUGUCCGUCUGAGUGUACCAGGAGUCGACGGCCUCACGGCCUUGCAGUGGGCUGCGCUACAUGGUUAUUCCAACCUCACAGACCUCUUUCUUAAAAUGGGAGCACAAAAAGAGGCAACAGGGAGCAACGGGAGCACGCCGCUCAUCUUGGCCGCGGCCCACGGGCACCUAGAAGUCAUGCGCAACUUGCUCCUGUACCAAGCUCAAGUGGAAGGCACCGGCAAUGGGGACCAGACGCCUUUGAUGUGGGCGGCCAAAAGCGGCCAGCUGGAUGCAGUGAAGCUCCUACAGAGGAACGGGGCAAAGCUUCAUAAGCGAGAUUAUCGUGGCUGGACGCCGCUUACUUGGGCGGCAAGGAGUGGAGCAGAACAAACAGUCAAAUAUUUGUUAGGAGAGGGAUCACAGUCUCAGCUGCGUGGCGUGGACGUGAAUGGCCGGACGCUACUGAUGAUAGCUGCUUUGCAUGGACAUUCCCAUGUGGCAAAGCUCCUUGUCGAUCAGGGGGCCAAAGUGAAUCAAAAUGUCAGCAACUUAACGGCCCUGAUGUGGGCAGCAGCACAUGGCCACCCAAAGAUGGUGGAGGUGCUGCACGAUGUGCGGGCAGAUCUGGAAGCUACAGAUCUGAAUGGCAUGACAGCGUUGAUGCAUGCAGCCGUGGAGGGGCAAAUGGAUUCAAUGAAGCUCCUGAUCCAGAAAAGGGCUCUUUUGAACGCCACCGACAACAACGGCCUCACUCCAUUGAUGCAUGCAGCUCUGGCUGGGCAUACGAAUAUUGUGAAGUACUUGAACCACACUGGGCUGACUGGGCUCAAGUGCGACAAGUUUCCGCAUGUUUGGAUACAAUGUGCCGCUCUCUUUUGGUUGUACAGGACCAACAAAUGUGAGAUGCCUGUUUGGAGCCAGACACCAAAGCUUGGGGGACCUUGCCUGGAGAACAUGAGCAAGGAAGAUGCUGUGACAUGGUUAGAUACGAUGCACGGUGAUCCUUUUCAGAAAGAUGAUGCCUACUUUCCUUACACAUUGUACAUGGACCACGACUCCGAGGCUUUCCCAAUUUGGACUCAGCGCACAUGGAUGAGGAGGUGGACAUGGGGUGCCGGAUAUGUCAUAGCAGGGAUACUUGUUGCUUUCUUGAUGCACUCCCUGAUGCUUAAAUGUUCGCACGGUCGACAUGACAUCCCCUAUCGUGCAGUGUGCGCAGUUGAAGGGGAAGCAAGUGUGGAGACUGAACAUGAGUUUCGACAAGGGGCCAAGCUCCUACUGGCACGUGCCCGGCCGCCACAGUAUCAUCGUCUCAGAAAAGCAUUCCGGGCGUUGGAGGUGAUUGUCAAUGUGAUCUGCUGCUUCGGAUUGGGCAUGUCGUUGGUGUGGUGGAUUUGGUGGCUGCCACUUUGCUUUGUCUGCUAUGCAAUCCCGGCCCUCUUCCAGUGGAACUUCUGGACUUUGGUCAGGAAGCCCGUGCUUGUGGUGCCUGCACGGACAUCCACAGGACUUGUUAUUGCGCUCCUGCGCUCCUUGUUCUUGUGGAGCCUUGCCUGCGCUUCCCAUGACAUUCCUAUCGCAGUCUUCUGGAACAUCAGCUACCUUUCACAGGUGUCGGAGUUUCUUCAAGCACUUCGCAUUCAAAACCCGAUGCUCAAGUACGUGAAGAGUUUGUCGCAAUAUGUGUGGCAAAAGAAUGCUUCGCUCACCGUACUUUGGUUGGGGACAUUUUACACACCUUUCACUGCCUAUGACGCCGUUUAUUGGGCUAGCUGUGGAGGCAUUGCCUGCUUCUUCGUGUACGUCCUGGCCCUGCUAAUCACAUGUGUCUACCUUGCAGCCAGGAGAGGAGGAUCAGCUGUGGACUCGGAGACUGACCAGAAGCAACAAAAGACGGAUGACAUGAAGAAAACAGAGGACAUGCUGCAAGAGAUCCAGCACGGUACACGGCCCUUCCAGACCGAGACAAUGGCGUCGGCCAAUAUAAAUGUCUUAGAAGAGAAGUUCUUGCACGCAAAUUGUGGGAUCAUGGAUUCUCUCCUUGUCAAGAUGUUCUUCUUCAUGCUUGACAUAUUACUGGAUCUUGUUGUUAUCCUCAACAAUCUUCAAGCUGGCUGCUUUACUAUCGCCUUCACACUAACAGUGGUGCUCUGCCGAUCGCUGCUAAACCAGAUGGCCACAGGUGGCUUGACAAAGGCUUUCGAAGCUCUAUCUGCAAGUGCCGCCAAGGGCGUGAUGCGGCGCGAUUUGAUAGAUCUCUUUAAUGAGGAGAAGUCCGAAGCUUUUCUGUCACUUUGCGUUUCGUGCUACACCUUUCCGUAUGCGACCCGAUCAAUGCGACAGGUUCUCAUACAGCUUGUCAGUAUCGGGUUCAGUGCAUACAAUGUGCAGGCUUUUCUCUACGAGCAGGUUGACCUGGAUAUGGUGGAUGCAUAG